GUAAAUUAUCUAGACCACCUAAAUACUUUUUAAAAACUUGGUUGAACAUACCUAUGUUAAUUUUUGUUGUAUUUAACCUUCCUCCAUAUGGCUUUACGUUAAACCAUAUUUAUGGAACGCAAGAGAACGAUUAUGUAAAUUGGCAAGACUACAGCAAAAAUAUGAUAUGCGUUGAACACAAGUCCAGAAUACCUGACUUUAUUAUUCUUCAGAUGGCGAUGCCCGUUCUCCUUUUGACGUUUAUAAUUUAUCCUCUGCCACAAAGAGCGUAUUCAGGAGCAGAAUAUUUGGCAAUUGCACUGGAGUUUAUGAAUGCAUUUGAUAUUAUGGAUAUGGUACCAGAUAUUUUUUACAUACGAGGUUAUGGUAUUGGCUGGUUUGUUAUAUUUUAUACUUCUCUUGGCAUUUCUGUUAUUAUGCUUUCGUUUCCCGUAAAAAUUGAGACCGACAAUAUUUUCUGGCCUGAUUUGUUAAUUAAAUCUUCAAGCGUUGCAAAAAAUAUAUUAAAGGAAAAUAGCUGUUCCCUUUCAAACAAUCCGCAUACAAUUGUCACAUCUAAUACUGUAACAAAUGAACAAAGUACUUCAAGUAUUUCAAGGAUGCAACAAAAUUCGAUAACAAAGAAAAAAGCUUUAAAAUACCGAAACUCAAUUUUGCUCAAAGUGUUGAAAUCCUUUUUUACCAUAAUUUUUAUGGAUGGGUGUUUUGCUCUAAUUCGAUUUAAAAUAAUGAUAAACGAAAGUUCUGCAGAAAUCGGGUUCAACAUGUUUGUUAAAAAUGUCAUACUGGCCACACUACACCUGAUUUACUUUGUUAAACAUUUGCGAAAUUUAAUUAGUCUAAGCAAACAUUUGAAGCAAAUUUGUGAACAAAAUAAAUCUUAAGUAGCUAAGUAUUGUAAAUAAAAACACUUCUUGGUGUAAAACCUUUUACAAAUGCCACUGGGUUGUCAAUAAUCUAGAGCACGCAAUUUUUGACCGUUUUUGACCCAUUCUCAACCCCCCUACCCUCUUCUUACAACAUGAUAACUCUUUAGUAACAAGCCUCGUACAAGUUGUUUAAAAUCUACCCUACCCCCAAGAGCAUGAUGUAGAUUAUGAACGAUACCUUAAUAAAUUUAAAUAAAACAAA
Hydra vulgaris (swiftwater hydra) is the source of this 1131-nucleotide messenger RNA. The record is from RefSeq and is a predicted model, not a curated record. Lineage: Eukaryota; Metazoa; Cnidaria; Hydrozoa; Anthoathecata; Hydridae.